This is a messenger RNA of Macrobrachium nipponense, 816 nucleotides long. Its product is annotated as formin-2-like. The transcript has a single exon. NCBI's taxonomy places the organism in Eukaryota, Metazoa, Arthropoda, Malacostraca, Decapoda, Palaemonidae. Bases 1 to 816 code for a protein of 271 amino acids. The record is from RefSeq and is a predicted model, not a curated record.
AUGGCGAGCCUCGCCCCGCCCGUCCUGGGGACACGUGGCAGGCCAUGCCAGCCCGUCCCGGGACACUUAGCAGGCCACACCUACCCGUCCGGGGACGCAGGGCAGACCCCACCCGCCCGUCCCGGGACACGUGGCAGGCCCCGCCCGCCCAUCCCUGGACGCAUGGUGGGAGGAGCCCGUCCUCGUCCCAGGAUGCGUGGCGGGCCCAGCCCACCUUUCCCGGGACUCGUGGCGAGCCCCUCCCGCCCAUCCCAGGAUGUGUGCAGGCUUCACCGCCCACCCAUUCCAGGAUUCAUGGCAUGCCAUGCCCGCCCAUCCACAGGAGGGCCGUGGCAGGCCCCCGCCCCGCCCGUCCCGGGACGCGUGGCAGGCCCCGCCCACCCGUCCCCUGGACACGUGGCGGGUCUCACCCACCCGUCCUGGAACAUGUGGCGGGCGCCACCCGCCCGUCCCGGGACACGUGGCUUGCCUCGCCCGCCAGUCCCGGGACACAUGGUGGGCGCCGUCCGCCUGUCCUGGGACACUUGGCGGGCCUCGUCCGCCAGCCCAGGGACGAGUGGCGGGCCCCGCCCACCCAUCCUGGGAGAUGUGGUGGGGCUGCCUGCCCAUCCCAGGACGCAUGGCAGGUACCGCCCGCCCGCCCGUCCCGGAACUUGGUGGGCCUCGCCCACCCAUCCCGGGACGCAUGAUGGGCCUCGCCAGCUCGUCUCGGGACACGUAGCGGGUCUUUGCCCGCGUCGUCAGGACACGUGGCGGGCUUCGCCUGCCCAUCUAGUGACAUGUUGCGAGCCUCGCCCGCCCUUCCCGGGCACAUAG